Molecule: messenger RNA, 4152 nt
Organism: Pseudogymnoascus verrucosus
Lineage: Eukaryota; Fungi; Ascomycota; Leotiomycetes; Thelebolales; Thelebolaceae
Exons: 6
Coding region: 1990-3687 (565 amino acids)
Molecular function (GO): copper ion binding; oxidoreductase activity
Source: RefSeq, a predicted model, not a curated record
CUCCACCGUCGCUCCUCCCUCCCAACGUGCAAAUCAGCUCGGCGGCUUCGAGCACUCGAGCUUUGUCAAGCCUGAGGCAGAGGGAAAAAAUGCUUCUCUUGUGACGGCUAUGAUUGUUGCUGCAUUCCUAUAACCUGCUCGGUGAUGCGGAGGAUUAGCACAUUUUUGACGUUUUGGGCGCUCAGGAACGGCUUUGCAGAAACCGUCCAGUAAGGGGCAGGCGUACCUUUGUCUGUAUUUUAGCCGACAGAGUUCGGAGAGGGUGGUUUGAGGCUUGCAGAUAGGUGCUUUGGGGAUGUUUUAGAGGGUUUAGAUACGGAGAGGGGUUGGGUGUACUUGUUGGCGGAGAGUCAAGGGCUGCGGGUUGUGUUGGCAGGUUAUACCUUGGUGUGGGCAUCGAGGGACUGGGUGCGAGGCGCAGGGUUUGAUUCGUGGGUCCGAUGUGGGCGCUGUUCUGGAUGAGACGCCCUGGGAGGGGCAGCGCUGCGAAGUGUACCUUGAUCGCUCUAGCGUUCCUCCCUAGCUGAUUAAGACACGGACCUCCAACACAGACAUACCCACCCGUCCACGCUAGCGUGAAGUCGAAUAUAAAUCUCAGCCUUCAGAUUCACAUCAAUACUUCAAAGAACUAUACCAAUCAAAAACAUGCUGAGGGAAUCAAUGUUUGAGAGAGAAGCAUGCACAGUCACGACUGCAGAUUCUACUUCCUGAACGGCCGUCUCUGAUCUCACCACGCAAGCCUUUUUGUUCUCUGUUUCAGUCAAGCCGAUGGCUAGCUACCACAGUUGUGGUUUUCGUGUUGAGACUCCUGUAGUCCAUCAGGUGGGCAUUUGGCUCAGCUCAUCACAAUUGACGCUGCCAUCAGGCAGCCCUUGAUGUCACUCUUCGCCUCAUGAGGUAAGUUCCCCUAGUCGUCUCUCCACUCUUGGCCCGAUCCAGCGCAGUCUGGACUCAUUUGGCCCUCCUGAUUCAGCAGUGUAACGCCAGAUCUGUGCAUGGAGACUGGCGGCGGUGUUUCCGCGGCUGCAGAACCCUGUGCGGCGAGAAAGCAACGAAUUCGGAACUCUAAUAGAGUUCUUGGGAAACCCCUUUAGGAGAUCUGUCUGAAACAUUAGACAUCAGAUACGAGCUACUAGGAGAUAUUCGAAAGAACCCCGGAGCCUAGCUUCGUCCCAACGCCUACGGGCUGGAGGGAUCUGCAAUGAACUGCUGAGGAUCUCCUCCCAGUCUUUAAAGAGACAUGUCUGCGGUAUUUCGCUGAGGCCUUUGAGCUCCAGCAGAUGAGCACAAAACAUGUGACAGGAGUGAGACAUAGGGGCACAGUUCCGUUUUUACCCAUGAAGUGCUAUGCAACGCGGUUUAUUAGGCAGAUACGUAACCAGUUAACCAUAUUCAGAAGAUUAGUGUUGGUCAUUGUCCUUACAUGAAGGCUCAUAUCCGGAGGGCUGUUUCGCAUGUAGUAAGCAUAGGAGAGACACCUGGGAUAUAUUUUUCACGAUGAAGGUGUAGAUCACCAUGUCACAAGAUAAUAACUCAUUUGAAGGUUACGCAGGAAUGUCUUCGAGUUAACAAGUCUCCACAGAAGAGUUGGAUCAGGUUCAACUUUGCAGAUUUGACUUACCUAAAGCCUGCGCAUUUCGCUAUUUCAAUAGGCACGAUAACAGCUUUUGUCUCUGCUGAUGCAUUCCCAGCCAGUGAAUGGAAUCUUUACAGGCGUACAGUUCAUAUGCCAGGGUCUGCUUUAAUCUCAGCUCUACUUCUGUCUCGGAACGAAUUCUGUGACAGUGAGGUACACUGUUUAUUAUUUCUCAGCCCGAGUAGUCCACGUGUAGGGAUUUUAAUGAAGACAUCGGGAGUUGGAUAGGGUUUAUCUUGUAGCUAAACGAAAGGCCAAGGUAUAAAAGCCUUGAUAUAUUGCAUUACGCUUUUUAUCUCCUUAAACUUUCUCAAAUUCUCUCAGGCGGCCUCUUAUUUAUUUGAAGUUUGAAGAUGCGUUUCUUCCUCCUAUUUAUAUCUGUCCUCACAACAGAGUUGAUUGGGGUAGCCUCUGCAGCGACUCACAAUGAACAUUUUAUCCCAGAUGCAGUUCUCCGAGUCACCGAAGAGGAGAGAAAACAGUCUUGUGUGCCACUGAAAGAUAUUUUAGUUGUCAACGGUACCAGUCCAGGGCCAACCCUCAAAUUCACGGAAGGCAAGACGGUUUGGAUCAGAGUCUACAAUGAUAUUGCUCAUCAGAACCUUACGAUGCAUUGGCAUGGUCUUACUAUGGCAACAGCCCCAUUCUCUGAUGGAACUCCUCAGGCUUCCCAAUGGCCCAUUCCUCCUCACCAUUUCUUCGAUUAUGAGCUUCAUGUGCCAAUUGGUUAUGCGGGAACAUAUUUUUAUCAUUCGCACGUUGGUCUCCAGGCUAUCUCUGCUGCAGGGCCGUUAAUUAUCGAGGAUAAAGAUACCCCCCCGUAUAACUACGAUGAUGACCUUAUUAUUUUCCUACAAGACGUCUUCGAGUACAGCGAUGAAGUUCUAGAAGAAAAAUUGCUAGCUGUCCCUAUAGCAUAUCAAGGGUCUCAAGAAAUGGUACUUAUUAACGGGAAAGGAAGUGGUAUUGUUUCAUCAGAACUAGGCAAGCCAUGCGAUGAUUCAUUGUCUGUUAUUGAUGUUGAACCUGGGAAAACUUACAGAGUAAGGCUUAUUGGUGGAACUGCCUUAUCAUUUAAUCUUCUAGCUAUUGAGGGCCAUGAUACUAUUAAAGUGAUCGAAGCUGAUGGGGCCUACACUGAAAGGCAUGAGGUUUCACUUAUGCAAGUUAGCCCAGGCCAACGAUACAGUUUCCUUCUCGAUACCCUCGAAACGCCAGAUAAGCAAUACUACUAUAUACAGCUAGAGAGUCGCGAAUUUGGAAAUAAUACUCGGUCGUUUGCAGUCCUUAACUACGGUCCUCCGCAAACUGAGUCCUCUCCUCCAGUCUAUCCACCAGCUUCGCCUCCUAUCACCUUACCACAGACAGACCCUAAUUGGCUAGAGUACUCGCUUCGGCCCUACAAUGAUUCACAAAACCCUACUGCAUCAAUUAACGCACUUGAUUUCCCUACUGCAGAGGAAGUGACUCGAAGAGUUAAUAUCACUUCUUAUCUAGAUUUUCCCAACUAUGGCUUGCUCUACAAAAUAAAUGGCCAAACCUGGAAGGAGGAUCUUGUGCAGGAGCCUUUUCUUGUCAGCCUCUACAAGGAUGGCGGCUCCAACUGGCCGUCUAUGGAGCGUGCUCUUCAGCAUGAUGGUUUAGACCCAGUCACUUACGCUUUCCCAGCGGUUAUGGGAGAGGUGAUUGAGAUUGUGGUCCAAAGCACCGGGACUGCGUUUGGUACAACAGAGACGCAUCCAUGGCAUGCUCAUGGAGCCCAUUACUGGGAUUUGGGUUCUGGAGAGGGUGUAUACAAUCGCGAGGAAAAUGAAGCAAAAUGGCGUAGGUCUAUAGGACACCCCGUCAAGAGAGAUACGACAAACAUUUACAUGUAUGGCGGACAAGCACCGCCUGGAACACUCACAGCAUGGAGGGCUUGGAGACUUAGGAUUAAUCACCCAGGUGUUUGGAUGAUUCACUGCCAUAUUUUACCUCAUAUGGUGUGGGGCAUGAACUCUGUGAGUUUUUAUAUUUUGAGAGUAAUUAGGCAUCUUCAGAGAUACUACUAAUACGUUUAUUACAGGCUUGGGUUAUGGGAAACCAGACUGAAGUGCUCACAUUGAUUGACACACCAGAAGUGGAAGGAUACCUUACGUACGGAGGGAGCGUAGUUGGGAAUGAGACCCACCCCCCAGAGGUCGUUGAAUACUUCCCCCUUAGCGACUGGGAAGAUGGUCGAGUAGGCAAUGAAGACAAUUAAGCUUCCGGAUAGAAGCAGGUAGUCAGGAUGAUGUUGUCGAGAGCAACAGAGGGAAGGUAGGAAGUGAAGGCAAAUGUGUUCAAGCGAUGUGAUAAUGCUAGGCCUUAUUGUUUUCACAAAUAACAAAUGAUACUGAUUACUUGUUCUGGUGCUGACAAAAAACUGUCUUCCCCUAUUAAUUGGCUCCCAUGUUUUGAUGCUGUACGUCGCUGAUGGUAUUCGCUGGGAAUUAGGAUGUAGGCGGUCCGUCUCAUGAAGAAGACCAAGUUUGGAU